Messenger RNA from Stegastes partitus (bicolor damselfish), 1238 nucleotides. RefSeq names its product replication factor C (activator 1) 2 (gene rfc2). Gene Ontology annotation, molecular function: ATP hydrolysis activity; DNA binding; ATP binding. Gene Ontology annotation, cellular component: nucleus; DNA replication factor C complex. The transcript has 6 exons. The coding region runs from base 34 to 1092 and encodes 352 amino acids. The record is from RefSeq and is a predicted model, not a curated record. Gene Ontology annotation, biological process: DNA repair; DNA-templated DNA replication. NCBI's taxonomy places the organism in Eukaryota, Metazoa, Chordata, Actinopteri, Pomacentridae.
GCGCUGUUCGCGGGCUGACAGGCAGCGGGAAUCAUGGAUGUGGAGAUGGCAGCGAAACCAGCAGAAAGCGGACAGAAAGCGAACACAGACGCCGGCGAGCCCUCGUCGAAGACCUCUGGGAGCGCCUACGAGCUGCCCUGGGUGGAGAAAUACCGACCGCUCAAGCUGAACGAGAUCGUGGGGAACGAGGAAACAGUGAGCCGGCUGGAGGUGUUCGCCAGGGAGGGAAACGUGCCCAACAUCAUCAUAGCAGGUCCUCCCGGCACAGGAAAGACCACCAGCAUCUUGUGUUUGGCCCGAGCUCUGCUAGGUGCCUCAAUGAAAGACGCCGUGCUGGAGCUCAAUGCUUCAAAUGACAGGGGAAUCGAUGUGGUGAGGAACAAGAUCAAGAUGUUUGCCCAGCAGAAAGUCACACUGGCCAAAGGACGACACAAGAUCAUCAUCCUGGACGAAGCCGACAGCAUGACAGACGGAGCUCAGCAGGCAUUGAGGAGGAUCAUGGAGAUCUAUUCAAAGACAACACGCUUUGCUCUCGCCUGCAACGCCUCUGAUAAGAUCAUUGAGCCAAUCCAGUCUCGCUGUGCGGUGCUGCGCUACUCCAAACUCACCGACGGACAGAUCCUCACUCGGUUGCAGGAGGUGGUGGAGAUGGAGCGCCUGAGUGUGUCCGAUGAUGGGCUGGAGGCUGUAAUCUUCACCGCCCAAGGAGACAUGAGACAGGCGCUGAACAACCUGCAGUCCACCAACUCCGGCUUUGGCUACAUCAACAGUGAGAAUGUAUUUAAAGUCUGCGACGAGCCCCAUCCUCUGCUGGUGAAAAGCAUGCUGGGACACUGCGUGGAUGGGGACAUUGACAAGGCCUACAGGGUGGUGGAGCAGCUGUGGGCGCUGGGCUACUCUCCAGAGGACAUAAUUGGAAAUAUCUUUAGGGUCUGCAAGACCUACCAGAUGGCUGAGUACCUCAAACUGGAGUUCAUCAAGGAGAUUGGCUACACUCACAUGAGGGUGGCCGAAGGCGUUAACUCCCUGCUGCAGAUGGCAGGUCUGCUGGGUCGACUCUGCAGCAAGACGGCACCCCCUGCUGCCAGCUGAACCCCACGAACCAUCCCAUCCACCUGAAACCUGCCUUAGACUGUUCUGUAUGUUCACACCUACUAAUUUUGAUCCAGGUGUGAUCUGUGGAAACAAAGUAAUUUAAAAAGCAUGUAUCACCUACAAUAAAUCACAUUUUCACUGAU